Phyllopteryx taeniolatus (common seadragon) is the source of this 3260-nucleotide messenger RNA. RefSeq names its product ATP-dependent RNA helicase DDX19B-like. Gene Ontology annotation, cellular component: nucleus; cytoplasmic stress granule. NCBI's taxonomy places the organism in Eukaryota, Metazoa, Chordata, Actinopteri, Syngnathiformes, Syngnathidae. The record is from RefSeq and is a predicted model, not a curated record. Bases 177 to 1637 code for a protein of 486 amino acids. Gene Ontology annotation, molecular function: RNA helicase activity; ATP binding; RNA binding. The transcript has 11 exons. Gene Ontology annotation, biological process: poly(A)+ mRNA export from nucleus.
UUCCCCGGAUGUCUGUGAAGGCAUCGCCACCACAAGAGUUGUGCAGGCAGGUCGCUGUCGUUUCUCGUCGGGACUAAUUAUUUGUCACCUCGUUCACCGGACAUCAGGCCACAUCGACCCCGAAAUUCUUCUGGAAAGCUUCAACUUAUAUUACGUUCGCCGUUAAUAUUAUCAACAUGUUCAAGGACUCGUGGGCGCACGAGGCAGAUAUGCAGGAGGCCAACUCUGCUCGCGUGCAGUUUGAUCCCACAAAGAAGAUGACUCUGGUGAAUCGUCCAGGGAACAUCGCCAGAGAUGUAAACGGAAAUUUCGAGAGGGACAUGGGCGGACAAGAUCGAAAGUGGGAAGGAGACAAAGUUGACCUGGCUGAAGUGUCCCUGCUCAACAAAAUUAUCCGCCGCACUCUAGUGAGGAGUAGACAUGAGGUCGAGGUCCUGCAGCGGGACCCCACCUCUCCGCUGUUCUCCGUCAAGACCUUCGAGGAGCUGCGCCUGAAACCGGAGUUGUUGACGGGGGUCUAUGACAUGGGCUUCAACAGGCCUUCCAUGAUCCAGGAGAAGGCUCUACCUAUGAUGCUGGCACAGCCACAUCAGAAUCUGAUCGCCCAGUCACAGUCAGGCACAGGCAAAACUGCUGCUUUUUCUCUGGCCAUGCUCAGUCACGUGAACACUGCCAACAAGUGGACUCAGGCUCUUUGCAUCGCGCCCACAUACGAGCUUGCCCUUCAGAUCGGUCAAGUGAUGGAGCAGAUGGGCAAACACUGCCCCGACGUCAAGCUGGCAUACGGCAUCAGAGGCAACAAAGUGGAGCGAGGCAGGCAGUUGCAGGAACAGAUCGUCGUGGGAACACCGGGCACCAUCCUGGACUGGUGUAUUAAGUUGAAAGUCAUUCAGGCCAAAAAGAUAACCAUGUUUGUGCUGGAUGAGGCCGAUGUCAUGAUCGACACUCAGGGUCAUCGUGACCAGAGCAUCCGCAUCCACAGGCAGCUAACAAAAGACUGCCAGAUGCUCCUCUUCUCUGCGACCUUUGAGGAGGAGGUAUGGAGGUUUGCGGAGAUGAUAGUUCCCGAGGCCAACAUCAUCCGACUGCGGCGGGAGGAGGAGACUCUGGACACCAUCAAGCAGUUUUACGUCCUCUGCAGGAGCAAGGAGGACAAGUUCAACAUUCUGUGUGACCUCUAUGGGAGUAUGACUGUGGCACAGGCUAUGAUUUUCUGCCAUACUCGUAAGAUUGCAUCGUGGCUGUCUGCUAACCUGACCAAGGAGGGCCACAGUGUGGCGCUGCUGAGUGGGGAAUUAACUGUGACGCAGAGAGCUAGCAUCAUUGAACGCUUUCGAGAUGGCAAGGAGAAAGUACUUGUCACCACAAACGUUUGUUCCAGGGGCAUCGAUGUUGAACAGGUAUCUCUGGUGGUAAACUUUGACCUCCCUGUGGACAUGGACGGCAAUGCCGAUAAUGAGACGUACCUUCACCGCAUUGGCCGUACAGGACGUUUUGGAAGGCGAGGCUUCGCUAUCAACAUGGUGGACAGCGAGCACGGAAUGGAUGUCAUCAGACAAAUUGAGAUCCAUUUCGACAGGAAAAUCCCCAAACUUGACACACGGAAUGUUGAAGAAAUAGAAAAACAACUCAACUGAACAGCUGUCUGUUGCUAAACCCCACAGACUGUUCUCUCUUCCACAUGUUUAUUGUUUACAGGGUGAUGAGUAUGCAGAAGGUUUUGUUUGAAAUGCACUUUUAAAGUAGUCUUAGAAGCAAACUGCUAUGCCAGGUGAUCAAACCGAGUGUGCCUAAAUUUGUUCUUUUUUUGCAGUGUUUUGAUUUACUUUGUUGUUUGAGUAUUUGUGUGGAAAUGUAAUAUUGUAGUGUGUUGAUAAAUCUAUUUUGAUAAAUAUAUCAAACAUACUGUUGCCUUUAAACUAUUCUGGUCCUUUCUGUCAAAACUGUGUUUCAACUGUUAGUUGAUGAAGGUUUAGGUUCUGCAUUGUCAGACCAAAGUUCCUGUUAUCAUGAACAAAACGUCCUAGAUUCAUCUGAGCCACUUCCCAGCAAAUGGAAUGGCUACACAAUGGAGACGUCACGGUAGCACCAGCCUUUAUUUGCCUGACCCCUUCAGACAGAACUUGUUCUCACACAGCAAUUACAACUAUGUAUGUGCAUUCAGAUAGUGAGACACCAUUGCACAUUGGUACCUUCACCACAGGAUGAGUAGGGACAAAGCUAGAUCAGAUGGCCAGUGUGAAAAGGGGCUCAACGGCAGCAUGAGCUGAUUUAAAAUCUUAGACUAUAGUUUACACCUAGCAUAAAAAAACAAAUUCACUGUGCCCCCAAAAUAGAAUAUUCCCUGAGAUCCAAUUGAAAUUGUUUUUAAUGUAGAAAUGUUGGACCUCUGGAAAGUACUGUAUGUUCUGUCAUAUGCAUUCAUUACUUGGUCUAGCGUCUCAGCUUCCUCUUGGCACUACCCCAUAAAUUCUCUAUGGGGUUAAGGUCUGGUGAGUUUGAGGGCCAAUAAAGCAGAGUAAUGCGAUUAUUGAACCAGCUUUUCGCAGUUGUGGCUUGUGCCACAUCCUGUCUGUGUAUGAAAUAAACAUCUCAGUAAAGCUUGUCAGUAGAAGGAAGCAUAAAGUGCUCUGAAAUAUACUGGUAAACAGCUGCGCCGACGUUGGACCAACUCGUGACAUGGAAGCCCAGCCAUCACUGACUGGAAAUGUUACACUUCAAGUCACUUUGUCUCCACUCUUUCCAGAGAUUAUCAUCCUUAAUUCCCAAAUGUAAUGAAAAUUUCACUUUCAUUUGAAAAUAGAACUUUAGACCAUACCAAUAGUCCAGUUCAGCUUGUUUUCAUGUUUUAACCCAGGUAAGAUGCUUCUGACAUGAUCUGUGGUUCGAGAGUGGCUUGACAUCAGGAAUACGACAUUUAGCCAAAUUCUUUGUCACCAUCUAUGCGCAGUGGCUCCUGAUGCACUGACUCAGUUUGUGCUUUGAUUAAUUAAUUACAUUUCAUGACAUUUAAUGAUAUCUAUAUAAUGACACAUUUAAUUUUGGCACUCUUGGUCCCCCAUAUUAGUCAUGCAACAUGGUCUUAAAUUGUGACUGCAACUUGCAGUUUGCAAACAUUAGCCCUAUUUUAUGGUCAUAACUGUAAAACAUGCAUUUUCGAGGUACGUUGUGUAAUCUACUGUAGCUCUUGCUCGUUGGGAUGCGCCCACACACUAUCAAUGUCUUCAUUUCAGCCAAUAAAGCAAAUAAUGUUUUUGUAA